AUGAUUAGUAAGGAUGUUGAAUUUGAUGAAGAAAGAGCAUGGAAUUCGAAGGUAGAUGAUUGUGAGAAAUAUGAUUUUCUACCAAUUUUUGAUGAAAAGGAUGAGAGAUAUGAAGAGUGUAAGAAGCACGAUCCUGAAGUGAGCCGUAAGAUGGAACAAAGUCUAACAAACAUGUUGAAAGAUGAACUGAGGUUAAGUGAAGAAGAAGCUCAGGAAAAACAGCAACGUGCAGACUUGGCGCUGUUGGAGGCUAAGAGAAUGACAUCCCAGUAUCAGAAAGAGGCAGAGAAAUGCGAUUCUGGAAUGGGUAGCUGCGAGGCGGCAAGGGAAAAGGCUGAAAAAGUAUUGGAAGAACAGAGGAAACUUACUGCAAUAUGGGAGCUUAGGGCUCGCGAGAGAGGAUGUAGAGAAGGUAUCAUGAGGUCUCAGGUUAAUCAAAACUUCGAAUAG
This is a messenger RNA of Populus nigra (black poplar), 450 nucleotides long. RefSeq lists its product as uncharacterized. The record is from RefSeq and is a predicted model, not a curated record. NCBI's taxonomy places the organism in Eukaryota, Viridiplantae, Streptophyta, Magnoliopsida, Malpighiales, Salicaceae. The transcript has 2 exons. The coding region runs from base 1 to 450 and encodes 149 amino acids.